Molecule: messenger RNA, 2656 nt
Organism: Cadophora gregata
Lineage: Eukaryota; Fungi; Ascomycota; Leotiomycetes; Helotiales; Ploettnerulaceae
Exons: 5
Coding region: 923-2299 (458 amino acids)
Source: RefSeq, a predicted model, not a curated record
CGAGAAAAGGCAAACUUUUCAAAAGUAUGCCAACCAAUAUGCCAGCGUCAUGAUUCCACUCGGGCCUUUAAUCAGCGAAACUCGGGAUUGAUGAGGAUCGUUUCGCAGAUUACCAACACGGUUAAAUCUUACCCGAGUUGUGUGAUUCUUGAGCCAGAUGCCCUCAAUCCUGUCUGCCUUGGCUUGAACUUAUCUGCAGCUUCGGGAGCCAUAAAUGCCAACUUUGCUACAGAGGCUCGGUGAUCAUCAUUCAAGGAUAACGUGCGGCAGCACUGUACAGCUCCAUUUUCUAUUUUGUCGAAUAUCUCGCUCACAUGCAGAGAAGAUGGGAUGUUCCAGAUCCACAGCGUACAGUCAUGACUAUCUGGAAGGAGCAGGUGGACCUGGCGUCGGCUGACUGGGAAGCUUGGAUCACCUCGGUAGUUUUGCUUCGCUUUCAAACUGUGCUGGUGAUAUAAUUUUAUUAUAUUUAAGCCACGCUGUUCGAGAAUCAUGUUGGUUGUUCUGAGUUUUCGAGGAGCUAGAGGUUCAAAAAUUUGUUCAGGAGGGGAAUCGCUGUGGAGGUUGUCUUGCUGAGUUAUGGCAUGUAAAAUCGUUGGCAGAGGGUACCAGCAGGUAUGGAUUUCUCUGGGACUGUUGCUUUCGAGUGGCAACUUUGUUUGCAUCUGUGGUUGGACAGGCCGGUGUGGCUGACAGCCGUUUCUACUUGGCCAAUACUGAAGAGUAAGAGUUGUAACGAUAGAUGAUUGCAAGCCAUUCCGAACACCAGGUUAUUCCUUGUACUUGGCUUUGGCUAACCGCUCCAGCUUGUAGCCACUGGAAUUUGGCACGAUCGAAUCGAUGCUGCUAGAUCUCACCCGGAAGUUCUAAAUUUUAGACAAGGACAACAUUCAAGCAUAUUUGAGAACCUCUCAUUGAAUAUAUGCGUCGGUCUACCUGCAAGUCAGAUCCUUCACACGCCCACAACUUUGAGUCAACAACCUCCAUAAUCGAGUUCUUAAAGGGCAAUAUGAAGCCCACGUUGGCAAAAGACCGCUUUGAUGAGCAUGGCAUUUUACGCUUUAGUAGUGAUGGUCGAGCCCUGGAGCAAGUCAUUCGAGAGCCAAUCAAAAAUGCAAAUUGGCAUUUGAUUCGUCGACUAAAGAUUGCAGAAAUCAUGGCUGGGGUCAAAGAUAUGGCAGAAGAAUGGGAAAGAGCUUGGUUUAUUCAGAAGGAGAUGAAGUAUCUUGACACUUUAGAAGAGUAUAAAGCCUUGGUAAUGUACAUAAACGAGAUCAGAAGCACUGGGAAAUGGUUUGGAACACGAUUUCAUUUCCCCAACCUCGUAAUUAGCAAUAUGUCUCUGGAGUACGGCAUUGUAACAGACAAGGCUCCAAUACCUUUGAAGUGGCAAGAUAGCCAAGAACGUGUCGAGGUAGUGGGCCCAAAGGUUGUAUCAGUUGAUCCACCAUCGACCACCCCAACUACCACACUACAUCGGGAUCCAAAGAUGGAACAAGCUAGAUUGCCUUCUAUAAUUGGCAUUCCAAUCCCUUCAGAAGGCAAGGAUAGCUUCUCGACACCUUCUCUUGAGGAGCCACACCCCAAUGCUGCGCAUAAUUCAGAACGAUUCCGACCUUCUUUCUCGUUACAGAACAACAAACCCCCAAUCGAUCCUACCAUUGCUCAACUGGCCCUCGACAGUGGAGUUACUAUCGAGCCAAACUAUGAAGGGGAGCUCACUUUGGCAACCAUCAGAGACAGGACCUGCCCCGCCUAUCAAAAUGCCUCAGUGUACAUCACCAAUGUAGACCCAGCAUGGACCACGGCAGAAAUUUUCGAUUGUGUACAUGAAGGUGGUAUUUACAAGUACUCUCGACAAGGUCCCACUGAAUUCUACGAAUCUUGUGCAGUGACCCUCACUUUCAAGCACCGACGAGCCGCCGUCAACUUUUUACACCGGGCCAAAACCGUAGGCGUGUACAUCAAGGGCCAGGGGGUGAAAGUUGUUCCAAGCAGACAUCAUUGCUGGGGUAUUGAAGAACACAGAGAGAAGCAAACGAGGGUGUUGCAGAUUGAGGGCCCUGAAGCAUUGGUAGAUGCUAAUGAGAUUGAGGCUGAGCUUCACAAGAAUAUCUCCUUCAGCUUGGUGAAAACUGAGCAGUGGGUCAACGAGGGCCGGAAAUUCGUCAAUUUUCAUUUCGAAAAUAUCUUUGGGCAAUCCCGUGCUGCAGUUGCCUUCCUAGCCAGAACGGAGAAGUAUAAACACGUUCUCACAUGGCGGUAUGCUGAAGAUCCAUGUGCAAUUGAUCGAAACUAGUUUUCGACUCCGAACAACUGAAGUGUUGAACUUUUACUACACUCGAACUGUUCUUCGACUGGUGACAUCGCAGCUCUUUAUUGGGAAUUUGGAAAGGGACAUGUUACAAUGAUAGGCCGAAGGUUCUUGAUUUUUGGCGGGAUGGAAAGACGGAGAUCUUUGGACUCUUUUUGUUUCUCCCUCUUGUAGACUUUCACAUCGCUUUUCCAGAAUUUAAAUUAUUCUUGGGGCUUUAUUUUUGAUCAUGCGUUGGAUCGCAAACACAAAAUUGGGGUAUCCUUUCGGAUCGGCGCGCAGAAAAUUGAUGAAGAUGAGAUCACGAAUGAGGAAACCAAUCCGUCAUGCAGGUAGUAUAAG